CCUUAACUUCCCCAUGAUUUACUCGGUAUUAUCGGUUAGAACUAUUGCCAUAUUAGUUAGAUCUUGGUGUGUUGGGUGACUAAGGGAUUUGUCAAUUUUUCUGACGACUUCAGCAAACGGCGCGUUUAUCAUAUGCCCCCAAUUCAUAAAAUAAUAAUGGAAAAUAAGAAAUAAGAAAUCUCAUCCAAGACUAGACUAUCAGAUUGGUAGUCUAACAAACUAUAAAAGAAAUAUACCUAAAAGAAACUACAUCGGAUAAUAGAUCGAUUCGAAGACGGAUACUACACGACAUUUUGACAUUUUAAUAUUUGAUAUUUCACCCGCGUCUUCACUUAUACCGUAUCCUCAUCCGUAAACACCAAUACAUCUCAUGCUACAUGCUUAAUCUGCCAAUAUGUCCUACCGCCAGUUACUUCGUCAACGGCCACUUCUCACUGCGAUAACGCACCUGUCUCGUCCCUCACAGAGACCACCCCGAGCGCGCUUCGCAAGCACGGGGACGCAGGCCAAGCCCUUCUCGAUCAGCACUACUGCUAUCGCCUUCGGGGCCGGACUAGUAUCAGCUACAGCCCUAUAUUGGUUUACCUCUCGUAGCAACCAGACCCCCACCCCGAGUCUUACCGAAGCAUCUAGGACUUUAAAUAACAAGGGAACCGGCAUUCCGGACCUAAACAGGCUUGGCCUGUCAGAUCAAAUCGCUUACAGUCCCGUUCCCACCGCGGAGGAUGUCACCCGCCAGCUAAAUGAGCAUGCCUUCUCCGUAUGGACGCGUGGAAAGCUAGUGAGGAGAUACGACGGUGCCCAGUUAGCUUCGAAUAGCCCCUGCGAAGAUGCCUUCGUGCACGGCAGCUUCUCGAACCCGCUCAACAAGUCCGACGAGGACUGGCUCGCGUGGGGCGUUUUCGACGGCCAUUGCGGCUGGCAGCUAUCAAAUCUCCUGAGCAAGCAACUCAUCCCCUACGUGCGGAAUUCCCUGCAAAACGCUAAGCCUAAGGACGGGGGCCAGCUCAGCGACGAGGACAUCCAAAACGCCAUCAUAUCGGCUUUCACAAGCCUCGACCACGCCUUGGUUAAAACCGCCAAGGAAACUAUCGAGAGCAAUCUGUCGUUUGCGGAGAAGGCGAGAAGGCUAGAGAUCGCGUACGCCGGCUCGUGCGCCCUCUUGGCGCUCCUCGACCCCCGGAGCAGGAAGCUCACCGUGGCGUCGACGGGAGACUGCCGAGCCGUCCUCGGCCAGAAGACCGCGGACGGGAAGUGGACCGCUACGGACCUCACGACGGACUGCACGGGCGCCACGCCGAGCGAGAUCGCGCGCAUCCAGGCGCAGUUCCCCGACGAGCCCGAAGUGGUGAAGGGCGGGCGCGUCUGGGGCAUGCAGCCGUCGCGGACGUUCGGCGACGGCAUGUGGAAGUGGCCGGCGGCGCUGAAGGACACCCUGCGCAACUACUACAACGGGCUCAGCCUGCCGUCCGCCGCGCGGUACGGCGCCUACAAGGAGGGCCCCUACCUGACCGCCGAGCCGCUAGUCUCCACGAGCAAGAUCCCGGAGUCGGGCGGGCCGUCGUUCCUGAUCCUGGCGACGGACGGCCUCUGGGACGCGAUGACGAGCGAGCAGGCCGUGGACCUGGUGGGGAGGUGGGUCGAGUGGCAAGCGCAAGCGCAGGGGCAAGGGAAGCCGGUGAGGCCAAAAUCGAGUAACUUCGGCGAGGUGAUAUUAGGGAGAAAGCAGCAGUGCAAGUUCGAGGAGGAGAAGCUCACGCUGGAGGAUCACAACGCGGCCGUGCACCUCAUACGCAACGGCCUGGGGGGCGGCGACGAGAGGAUGGUGCAGGGCGCGCUGACGUUUCGGUACCCGAAUUCGAGAGAUAUUAGGGACGAUAUUACCGUCCAGGUCGUGUUCUUUGCGCCUGCUGGCGGAAAGGGGAAGUGAAGCGAAGCGGAGUGAAGAAUGGGGAA
Molecule: messenger RNA, 1956 nt
Organism: Daldinia caldariorum
Lineage: Eukaryota; Fungi; Ascomycota; Sordariomycetes; Xylariales; Hypoxylaceae
Product: protein serine/threonine phosphatase 2C
Exons: 2
Coding region: 395-1930 (511 amino acids)
Biological process (GO): protein dephosphorylation
Molecular function (GO): protein serine/threonine phosphatase activity
Source: RefSeq, a predicted model, not a curated record